AUGCUCAAAAACCUUGAGGGCCCUGCCCUUCUGCAGCUGCUAAACUACUACAAUGACAUCUGGGCCACUUCCUGCAUACCUCCCAGCUGGAAGCAUGCUCACGUCAUUCCCAUUCCCAAGCGCGGAAAGACGCCCUUCACCCUCAACAACUUCCGCCCCAUAGCCCUAACCUCCGCAGUGGGCAAGGUGCUGGAACGUAUGGUCCAACGCAGACUCGUCUGGCUUCUAGAAAGUACCUCAGCUCUACCCGAUCACCUGUGUGCAUACAGGAAACGACGCACUACUGCCGCAGCCCUCCUCACUCUCUCCGCCAAGCUACAACAAGCCUUCGCCGACCGCAAACUCUCCCUGGUCCUUUUUCUGGACGCUAAGCAAGCAUUUGACAACCUCAGCCAUCAGUCCAUCCACGACGCCCUUACAAGGCAUCAAGUCAAGGUCUCUGGCCAACUUAGCACCACCCGACUCAUUACGAAAGGAGUACCGCAGGGAGGGGUUCUCUCCCCCAUCCUCUUCAACCUCGCGCUCGCCGAUAUUCACUGUGAUCUUCCUGACACAUCAGUCACACCCAACUUCCUCAUCUACGCUGAUGACAUAUGUGUAACCUUCACUGGUCACUUCAGAUCAAGACUCCAGUCCUCAGCGCAAGCCAUUCUUGACCACCUCGCCAACAAGCUUGCACUAAAAGGGCUCGAACUCUCUCCGUCCAAAAGUGCCGCCCUCCCCGUCACUUCACCUGGCCGACAUCUUCCCAACGGAUACCCCAGCCUAACCCUUGGGAACAUUCCUGUGCCAUCAGUUCGUCACGCUAAAUACCUCGGAGUCCACUUCGACUCACGGCUUCUAUGGAACCAUCAAGUAAACCACCUGGUCAGCACCUGUCGCCCUCUCCUCAACAUCUUGAAGCGAAUGGGUGGCCGUUCCUGGGGAAAUCACCCACGUAGCCUCCUCCUUCUAUACAAGGCUCUAAUCCAAAGUCGCCUCGCCUAUGCUCUUCCAUACAUUGACCCUUCACCCACUGGCUGGCGACAACUUAAUCGCCUUCACAGAUCUGGCCUCAGAGUAGCCCUAGGACUACCAUCCUUCUCCAACGUGAAUGACACCCUCAUCGAAGCCUCCGCUCUAACCCUUGAACAUCAAGCUGGUGUCUGUGCACUCCGUACUCUGAUUAGGCUUCAUCAAGCCGGCACUGCAUCCUCCAUUCUCACCUCACUAAAGAAAUGCCCUGAUACAGCUCCUGACACUCUGGCGCUCAAACUACCUAGUCAGCUUCCCAACAAGACUCACUACCUGCCACAACACUUCCCUUCCUGGAGGGAGUUUUUCCCACAUGUCCGGCUAGACAUUCCUGGCCUCAGAAGCAAGAAAGCCUAUUCAACUGAUGUCAUGAAGGCCAAGGCCCUUGAUCAUAUACACACCGUGUAUCAGCACGCACUCCAUGUCUACACAGAUGGCUCCAUCUGUCACCAAACCAACACCGCCUCCUCUGCCUACGUCAUCCGUUCUCACCAUCAUCGCUGGGCAGUCAAACUUCGUGGCCCCUGCCCUUCAUCCACCACAGCUGAGCUGUGCGCUAUACUUCACGCCUCCAUUGCAAUCGCCCCCUUUCAAGCCGAUCGAGUUGUCAUCCUCACGGACUCCGCCACAUCACUUCGGAGACUCGUGAACAUCGAUGACACAUCAGUGCUCGUACGCUCCAUCCGACGGACAAUCAGCUCUGCUGCCGGCCAAGGCACGAAUAUCACCCUACAGUGGAUCCCAUCACACGUUGGCAUCCCUGGAAACGAAGAGGCUGACGCUCUAGCCAACUUCGCUCACACCUCUCGUGUCGCAACAUUCCCUCUCCCCCCACAAAUCCAGCCCCAUCGGAUAGUGGCCUCACUGCUGCCCUCUCCUUCACUGGUCAGUCGGCUUCGUCCCACGCACCAGCGAGAACCCCUGCCAACGCGGCACUACAAUCGAGCUAUCACCACUGCACUUCACCGCCUCAGAAGUGGCAGCUCCCUCACUGCCAGCUCGCUCUUCAAGUACAAUCUCUCCACCUCGCCUUAUUGCCCUCAUUGCCCUAAUCAAGAGGAGACAGUUCACCACAUCUUUGUCAACUGCCCUGCCUAUCAGUCUCAACGCAAUCAGCAUCUUCCGUUUUUGACUAACUCCACAAUCAGCCUCGAAGACUAUCUGUAUCACGGAUCCACUACUGCUGUUAGAAGACAGCGCACAGCCUCCAUCGCCUCCUUUCUAAAGGACGCGAAUCUGCACCUCUGCAUCUAA
This is a messenger RNA of Ornithodoros turicata, 2268 nucleotides long. RefSeq lists its product as uncharacterized. Gene Ontology annotation, molecular function: RNA-DNA hybrid ribonuclease activity; nucleic acid binding. NCBI's taxonomy places the organism in Eukaryota, Metazoa, Arthropoda, Arachnida, Ixodida, Argasidae. Bases 1 to 2268 code for a protein of 755 amino acids. The record is from RefSeq and is a predicted model, not a curated record. The transcript is spliced from 2 exons.